GACCAAAGUCCCAAACCAACCCUCUGUACUCGUAACAUUUUUUUCUCUUCUUCUUUCUCCUCUGUUUUUCUAUUUCUUUCUCUGUUAUUAAUCUUCGGACCCCAUUAAAAUGCUUUCCCAUUCUUCCUCAGAUUUUCAGUCCACACUAAAACCCAAGUCCCAAAUCCCCGCCCACCCUCGUUUCUGGGUCUUCACACUCACCAUCCUCUCCAUCCAAGUCCUUGUCAUCUUACUGGCCCGCAAUUCACUCUUCCCCGUCGCCGUCCAUCCGACGGAGGCGGUGUCUUUUCCGGCCACCUCCACCAGCCGGGAGGCGGAAGCGGGCGGAGGAUGUAAGUACGGCAGGGUUUACGUGUACGACCUGCCCCGGAUGUUUAACCGGGACUUGAUCCCGGAGAACUUCUCCGAUUGGCACCCUUACAAUCGGCAGAGCGGGCUUUACGUCAACGACGGGCUGGGGAAAAAGUCGAGGGCGCUCACCGGGAUCUUGCCGGUGAACAUCGCGGCGGCGUGGCAUGAUACGAACCAGUUCUCGACGGACGUGAUCUAUCACCGCCGGAUUCUGAACUACCGGUGCAGAACGAGGGAUCCGGAAUCGGCUACGGCGUUCUACAUCCCGUUCUACGCCGGACUCGCGGUGGGGAAGUAUUUGUGGGUGGAAGGCUUCGAGAAACGCGAUCGGCUCUGUACGAAGAUGCUCCGGUGGGUCCAGAACCAGACCCAUUGGAAGAAAUCUAACGGCUCAGAUCAUUUCCUCACGCUGGGGCGAAUCACAUGGGAUUUCCGCCGUCUGGAGGUGGAUGAUAAGGAAUGGGGAUCUGCCUUCCUCAACAUGCCCGGGAUGGAGAAGGUCACGCGCUUCACCAUCGAGAGAGCGUCGUGGGACGACCGCGACGUCGGUGUGCCGUACCCCACCGGAUUCCACCCCGGCUCCGAGUCGCAGCUCCGGCAAUGGCAGCAAUUUGUCCUCUCCCGGAAACGGCCCCACCUCUUCUCCUUGGUGGGAGCCCCACGCCCCAACACGGAAGGCGACUUCAGGACUCUGCUCCUCCGCUACUGCCAAAACCACUCCGACGCCAGCCGGGUGGUCGAUUGCUCUCGGACGCCGUGCGACACCCACCCGGCUGUAGUCCAAGACGUCUUCCUGAGCUCCGAUUUCUUCUUGCAGCCGGAAGGGGACAGCAAGACGAGGCGGUCCAUGUUCGACUGCAUGAUCGCCGGAUCGGUCCCGGUGAUUUUCUGGCCGGAGACGGCGUACGGUCAGUACCCGUGGUUCUUGCCGGAGGAUACCGAGAGUUAUUCCGUGUUCAUCCACCACGACGGCGUGAGGAACGGGUCGGCGUCCAUUAGAGGGAUCCUGGAGAAGAAUUACAGCAAGGAGAAGAUCAGGAAAAUGAGGGAGAAAGUGGUGGAGACCAUCCCGAGAUUGAUCUAUGCGAGAACGAAGAAGGGAUUCGAUAAUGUUAAGGACGCGUUUGACAUUGCUGUUGAAGGUGCGAUGAGGAGAAUCAGAGAGGACAAGGGAAUGAGUUCGCAGAUUAGAUUGAAUCGUUAAGAUCCCACUACAGGCUCCUUUUUUGAAAUUAUAUGUUCCUGAUUUUGCUGCUCAACAAGAAAGCAACAAUCUUCAU
This is a messenger RNA of Cuscuta campestris, 1631 nucleotides long. The record is from the annotation of a GenBank genome assembly. NCBI's taxonomy places the organism in Eukaryota, Viridiplantae, Streptophyta, Magnoliopsida, Solanales, Convolvulaceae.